Populus euphratica (Euphrates poplar) is the source of this 3331-nucleotide messenger RNA. RefSeq lists its product as uncharacterized. The transcript has 5 exons. Bases 443 to 3061 code for a protein of 872 amino acids. The record is from RefSeq and is a predicted model, not a curated record. Lineage: Eukaryota; Viridiplantae; Streptophyta; Magnoliopsida; Malpighiales; Salicaceae.
ACUAAUGUUAAUCCAUCACUGUUAACUGGGUUGUAGGAUUCAUCCAUGGCAAUACAAAAAUAAAGAAUAAAGAAGGGUCUGAAGUCUGAUCAUCACAAGUAGUCAGUGUAUAAUUGGUUGGUCAUCAAAUCCUUAACCCUCCUAAACUUACUUGAAUGACUUUUUAGACUGUUCCUCAAAUUGGACCAGUCUUCGGUAAACAAGACGGAUGGUGACAUAGAGGAGACCUGGCAUGGCAGUUAAACUGCGGCUAAAACUUCUUUGUUGUCUCCUUGUAUAUUAUACGUUACAUAGCUUGCCAAUAUGCUAGCUGCUCUUCGUGAUAUUCUUGAUUAGCCACCCCUCUCCAAGACUACCAAACUGACUUUCGAGCUCUUUCUAGGCCCUUUCUCCUUCAUCAGGAUAUCAGUACAGACGGCAGGAGGAGGAUCUACUCGCAUCCAUGGGGAAGCACUCGGAGCGCAAAGCCUCCGAUGUUGGAUUUGAGGACUGUCGUCCAGGUUGCAUGUGGGGCAUACUUCAUAUUCUUGACUACCAUCUCUGUCACAGUCCUAAAAAGUUACCUCCACGCAGAAAGCAUGGAAGAGGAAAACAUGUUAGAUGCUGCCAAAAUCCAAGAAAAAUUUCUUGUGAUCUUUACACUGAUGGCGUACAAGAAUAUUUGAGUGCUAAAGCAGUCCCCUUGCUGGUUGAACAGCAAACUAUAAAGACUAGCUCAACAGACAGAAUUACCAGGAAGGCCCAGAUAAAAGCUUUAAUUGCUAAGGAGAUAUUUGCAAGAACCCGGUUGCAGCAAACUGAUCCAGUCCACCAAUUAGGACCUUCACACAAUUGCCUUGCUACUACAAUGGAUAGUGAUUUGUCAAAUCCAAUCAUAAUCCUCCACAAAAGUGCUGAUACUGGUGCCUCCAGAUUGCAGGUUCCAUCUGUGUCCAAGACACCUGAAGAAUUAGUUGCACACAAUAAUGCAUAUCAUCUGCCUGGCACCGUGAAUGCUGAGGACUGCUCAAAACAAAAUCAACUUUCAGCAGAGGAUGCAUUUUCCUUGGAGAACUGUGCUAACUUAUUAAAUCAUACCCUUUCACAUACUAAGCGUCUCAACAGAGAAAUUUCAUGCCCUCAGUUUAAGGAGAGUGUGGAUGUUCUGGAGAUCCUUAAGUUAAAUGAAAAACUGUUGGUGGAAAUCCUAAAGGAUCAAGACAUUCAGAACACCCAUGUCCAGCUGCCUUCCAGAGCAAAAGUAAGAUUAAGGAGGUCUGGAUCAUUUCCUGCAGCUGACUGUUCACACAUUAGAUUUGUUAGGCCUAGUAAAAUUGAGCACAAGCAGAAGGAAAAUUGGUCCUUUCCAAAGGGGGUGAAGUCAUCCAUCGGAACCCAGGCACCAAGGUCUACUGCAUCCGAGUCUUUGAGAGAUUUUUAUGAGAAAUCAAUAGAUUUAAAGGUUAGCGAUCAUGGUGUCACUUCUAUUGGUCAAGAAACACAGAUUUCCUCUCUCAAAUCAUCUCAGGGAUUACAUAAACACAGGUGGAAUCUUUUAUUUAUGAGUCUUUUUAAGGGUCUUAAGAAAAAAAUAAAAUGCGCACUCACAGAAAGCAAAAGGGAGAGUACCCAUGUGUCCACAAAUGCGAGUAUCUAUAGAGUUCCUUCUGGAUGCAAGUUUUCCACCGAUGAGGAAGAGAUGUAUAAGAAGUUUGAGGAGAAUGCAAUUCAUGAAGAUGGUAUAGAAAAUCCCACAAGUUUUCAGGAGACAAAUGGUUUUGAUAAUGAUCUCAGAAAAGGUCAAGUUCCACACAUAAGAAGAGGAUCCUCUCUAAAGGGGUCACUGGAUGGUUAUACUCGAUUGUUUGAGUACAGUUACAGUAAAGAAGCCAAGUGGCACCAGUAUCAAUCAAAAAGCUUAAAAUUGUCGAGCGAAGAUAAAUUUCAAUCGAGUGGUCUGAAAUCAUUCAGAAGGAGACUUUCUUUGCCAGAUUUUGAGUCUAUAUAUCACAUUCCAAGUGAGUUCUCAGGUGAUGCACUUAGUCCAAGGACGUCAACUAUGACAGGAAUGGACUCUGAUGCAAAUUCUAAUAAUGACAUUCAUAAUCACUUGGAGUCAGCAAGCAUUCCUGAAGUUAGAAAACAAUUCAAACGACAAGAUACUAUUGAAGAGGCUGAACUUCAGAGAGGCAUGGUUGAAAGAGUUGGCAGCAUGGACAAUAAUGAAUUUUCGUGCAGUUCAAUGGUAAGUAUCAAUGAAGGAAGUGCUAUGACAAGUGAACUAAAUCAGGAUACAAUGAAACCUGAAAGGCAAGAGCAGAGUCCUCAGAGUAAUCAGGGGAUUGGUUCAGUGAUCACCACCAUGGGAGAGCAUGAAGAACAAAGUCCAGUUUCAGUUCUCCAGACUCAUUUUCGAGAUGAUAGAACUUGCCAAAUAGGGUUCCAAAUGUCAGAAGGUUUUGAUCUGGAUCCUAGCCGUGAGAAUGUAGAAAACGCAAGCACAAUGGUUGGUCCUCGAUUCCUUCAUUUUGAAUUGAAUAGGCUAGAAGAUGAUGCCGAUUUCAAUUAUGUGAGAGAUGUUCUUGAGGUGUCCGGCUUCAAUGGGCCAGAGUUCCUUGGAACAUGGUAUUCAUUAGAGCAGCCAUUGAGUCCAACAUUGUUUAAGGCUGUGGAAGCUUAUUGGCACAAAGAACUUGAAUCUCCCUCAGAGGAUGUUGCCUACAAUUGUGAUCACCUGCUUAUGUUUGACUUGAUUAACGAGGAACUGCUUGAGAUAUAUAACAGCUUAUUGGCCUACUUCCCCAAGCUCUUCUCCUUCACUCAACGUGUCAGUCCAUUGCCCAGGGGAAGACAUGUUAUUGAGGAAGUGUGGAAAAGAAUUAGCUGCUACAGGAAGUCAAGAUGGGAAAUGGAGCAAUCAACAGAAGAUAUGGUAGCUCGGGACUGGGAAAAAGGUGAUGGUUGGAUGAAACUUCGAUUGGAUGCUGAGGAUGUAGCACUAGACCUGGAAGAUUUAAUUUUCGAUGAACUGGUAGAUGAAGUUUUAUGUUCAUAUAUUCGACAGACAGUUGAGGCCAGAUGAAUCAGCCUUGUCAAGGAGUACUCCUGCUUCAAGGCUGCUACUAUACAUGGAAGUCAUGUUUACUUUGCCUCGAAAAACAUGGUUUCUUGAUUGCCAAACUACACGAGAAGAAUUAACUACAGGGAAUUUCAUUACAAAUUCAGGGUUUUCUGUAUGCUUCUUUUGGAGAAUUUAGAGAGAAUACUAGAUGAAAUUAUUAUUCAUUUAGUUAAUGUGACUAAAGAGCUGUAUAAUUGGUGCAAUUCUUUGAAAUGAUACUUGUAGUUGUGU